Echinococcus granulosus is the source of this 975-nucleotide messenger RNA. RefSeq lists its product as hypothetical. Bases 1 to 975 code for a protein of 324 amino acids. The record is from RefSeq and is a predicted model, not a curated record. NCBI's taxonomy places the organism in Eukaryota, Metazoa, Platyhelminthes, Cestoda, Cyclophyllidea, Taeniidae. The transcript is spliced from 10 exons.
AUGCAAAUGCACAAAACGUUUGGUUUAAAAUACUUAAGAAAAAUGCAGUAUUCAUACUUUACAAAUGAGUUCCUGACAAUCGUUAUUAGCUAUUUACUUGAGCUAAAAAUACUAACCUCAACUUUUAAUCUCACUAUUUUAUGUUGCUCGAGCAUUAAGUGUUUCGCGGAUAAACUUUCAAGAGCAGUUUUCAGCAGAGGCAACUGCAGUGUUUCACUUUUAGUCGUAGAGGCUUAUAAAAUGCGUGCAGUUGUUUAUCCACGGGCUUGGCACCAAACAUCCAAUAAAAAUGACCCUUGCAUUCCACCGUUGAGCAAACAUAUUUCCACGCUGUUUGUAAUAACGAGAGACCCAACAGUUCACUUGAUAUCAUCAAGUGCAAAAUCGUACAGAAUGCUUGGUAAUAAAGACAAUGCUGCGCCUGAUAAAAUGGGUUCAAAUAUUAUUAUUAGGAAGCUUUCACAAUGCAACAUUUUAAAUUCCUCGGUGAAUUUCCGCUUCGACUAUCUUCCUCAAAUCAUUCAUUUACUUAGUGAAAGUAACAGUUUUCUGCAUUUGGCUAGAGAUUGUGUAGAAGCAGAAACAACCGGAAUUGCACAGUCACAUCAGCCAAAUCUUAAAUUCAUGGAAUCUUUUUACAAAUUGUACAUAAUCUCGUGCAUUCAUGCUUUGGAGCAUAAUUUAUUACCCAAUUCAAUUCAUUUCCCAAUCGAAAAUAAAAAGCUCUUCAUCAUCAGCCCUGUAUAUCAGGGCAUCGGGACAUCCAUAUCCAUCGACAAAGUCGACAAAUGCGAGUUCAAAAAAUGUGAUUUUAUUCAGCAAAUCUUUGGAUUACGGUUUUGUGGCAGGAGAUUCUGCAGUUAUUUAUGUGUAUAUAUUUUCUCCUCUGUCUACGACGUAGAUAUAUUUGAAGGUGGCAGAAGCCAAAGAUAUGCAGAAGAAACCAAUGAUGAUUUGAUGAUUGUUGAUUUCUGA